Messenger RNA from Lathyrus oleraceus (garden pea), 687 nucleotides. Its product is annotated as membrane protein PM19L. The record is from RefSeq and is a predicted model, not a curated record. The transcript has 4 exons. NCBI's taxonomy places the organism in Eukaryota, Viridiplantae, Streptophyta, Magnoliopsida, Fabales, Fabaceae. Bases 95 to 568 code for a protein of 157 amino acids.
ACUAGUAUAUAAAAAACAUGCAGUUCCUAUUCUCAAUGGAUUAGAUAUUCUCCUUCAUCCAAUAACACAUAAAACAUAGUUUGCUAAAGAACAAAUGAAGUCAAUAGCUACAUUUCUCUUGGUGCUGAACUUUUGCAUGUAUGUCAUAGUUUUAGCCAUUGGUGCAUGGGCUAUGAAUAGAGCAAUUGAUCAUGGUUUCAUUAUAGGUCCGGAAUUAGAACUUCCAGCUCAUUUUUCGCCCGUUUUCUUUCCAAUGGGAAAUGCUUCAACAGGAUUCUUUGUUACAUUUUCUUUGAUUGCUGGAGUAGUUGGUGUUGUAUCAGCAAUUUCAGGAAUCAAUCAUAUCUGUUCAUGGACUGCUAACAGUUUGCCAUCUGCAGCUUCAGUUGCUACCAUGGCUUGGACUCUUACACUUCUUGCCAUGGGCUUUGCAUGGAAAGAGAUUGAGCUUCAAAUUAGAAACGCGCGUCUGAGAACCAUGGAGGCUUUCCUAAUUAUCCUCUCAGUUACACAACUUCUCUACAUAGUUGCUAUUCACGGUGCUGCUGCAUAUAAUAUAUAUACUUGAAAACUUGAGGGGUUUAUUUUACUUUAUCUUUGAUUUUUCCUUACUUUUUUCCUAUGUAAUUUGAAUAAUUGGAUUUGUAUAACUUACAAAAUCUUCUAAAUAAUAUCUAGUUUUCUUCA